AUGACAGAUGAAGAUGAUGGCUCGUUGUCCCCAGGAAACCAUAGACGACACACUUCAGCAAAGAAAAGGCAACCAGGCAUAUUGGUUUCUGCAUUGAGGUCGGUUUUUGGUUAUAGAAAAACCUCCUUGUCUUUGUUCGUGAUAACAACAAUUUUUGUUGUGGUGCUUGUCUCCUAUAUUGAUAAUAGCUUGCUAUACACUGUGGACUUACCGUUGGACCAGGUUGAGAAGAAACUAGUUGACGAGACCUGGUUAGAUUUACAGCUCAUUUCACAACAUGAGCAUCCAUAUGGGUCAAUUGCCAAUGAUGAAGUUCAUAAAUAUUUGGAAAACAGAAUAAACGAACUUAUAAGAGGCAUUGAUUACAUCAAGUAUGACAAUGAUCUAAACGGCACUAAUAAAAUUUUGUUUGAAGCCAACUCGAAACCUAAAAUCGUUACUUAUUAUGAAAGCAAUAAUUUAUUGGUUCAAAUUGAGGGAAGAGACAAGACGCUUCCCGCAUUCUUAUUGAGUGCCCAUUUUGAUUCUGUUCCAACUAGCUACGGGGUCACAGAUGACGGGAUGGGAGUGGCAAGUUUGUUGGGUGUCUUAUCAUACUAUUCAAAACAAGAAAGACAACCAAAAAGAACAAUAAUUUUUAAUUUUAACAAUAAUGAAGAGUUUGGCCUCUUUGGUGCUAAGGCCUUUACCUAUCACCCAUGGUUUAAAAAGGUAAAAUACUUUUUGAAUUUGGAAGGCACGGGAGCUGGAGGAAAGGCAAUCUUGUUCAGAGGCACCGAUUAUGGUAUUGUCAAAUAUUUCAGCAAAGUCAGAUUUCCUUAUGCUUCCUCUAUAUUUCAGCAAGGUUUUAGUAGCGGUCUUGUUCAUAGUGAAACAGAUUACGUUGUAUACAAAGAAGCUGGACUUCGAGGUCUCGACCUUGCAUUUUACAAGCCACGGGACAUUUACCAUACAGCAGAAGACAAUAUUAAGAAUAUUCGUGUUCAGUCCUUAUGGCAUAUGCUUUCUAAUGCUAUAGAUUUCACAAAACACAUGGCAGAAAACGAAAUUGAUGAUGUUGGAUCAAAUGACUCCGCUAUGUAUACAUCUUUCUUCAAUAACUUUUUCGCAAUAUCAUCUUCACAGUUGAUUAUGUUGAACUUGUUUUUGAUACUCGUGUUUCCAAUUUUGAAUGGACUUCUUAUGUUUUAUUCUGUGAAAUCGAGGAAGUGGGUUAUUACAUGGACGAUGGUGUUAGUAUUGCCAUUGACGAUAAUCCUUGCUAUGUUUGUUACCUAUUUUGCGGUGACAAACGGUUUUCAAGAAAUGAAUCAGUUUUUGCCCUCAUCAAAGCCUCUUCUUCUAGUGGCCACUACUACGUCAAUUCUAUUGUUGCUUUAUUCUGUCUUCUCCACCAUACUUAAUCGAAUAUUUCAUGUUGCAAGCACAGACCCAAAGUUGUUAUCGAUUAUUGUGAUUUCCUUCUUGUAUUGGGUGUUGUUGAUCUAUACAACGAACGGGUUAGCAAACAAUGCAGAGUCUAUGGCGCACACGGGUGAGUUAUUCUUCACCAUAUUGUUUGCAUUGCAAGGGACUGCAUCUUUCUUGGGUCUACUUGGUUGGAGUCUUUCAGGACUAUCAAGGAAAUAUUUGGAGGAGGAGGAGGAGGAGGGGGAGGAAGAAGAAGAAGAAGAAGGAGGAGGAAGAGGAAGAGGAGGAGGAGGAGGGAAUGAUGAGGAACCGCUCUUGGAUGGAUCUGUCGAGCGUUACGUGUCUGAUGGGGACGACGAUGAGGAUGAGAAUGGAGAUGCGAGUGGAAGACGACAGCAUGAUAAAAACCCAGUAAAACAUCUUGUCCAGCAUUUUGGAUAUGACUGGUCAUUACAGUAUUUGUUAACUGUGCCAGUGUCCUUAUUCCUCAUCUAUAAUUCGGGUUGGCUCGUUCUUGAUGGGGUCAAUAAGACCAUGCAAGAGUCUUUAUCUGGAGAGACAUUUGUUUACGGUGCUAUUCAAGUAUUUUCCUUUUCUUUGAUUGUCCCUUUAAUCCCCUUUAUUCACAAGCUCAAUAGGUACAUGGUGUUUAUCUUGAUAGCAGUUGUGUUGUUUGGGUCUGCAAUCAUACUGAUUGAAGAGCCGUUCAAUGAACAAAAUCCAUUGAAGCUUCGAUUGUUACAAACAGUAAACGAUGACCAGUCAUCGUCGGUUGAAGUGUUUGGAAGAGAAGGCGUGAUUUAUGAUGUUAUAUCCAAGUUGCCCUCUGUCGUCAAAUCACUGCUGCUGCCGCUGGGUAAUGUCAAAUGUUCAUCAAUUGCCGAAGGCAACGAAAUUUGCACAUACAAGACCGAAUUGAUUCCCAACAUUUUACCUCCAGGCGCAUCUUACAUUGAUAUUAAAAUCACAAAUUCAAAAUCUAGUUCAUAUGGUAUAAACUUUAAUGAAGUCAUCAUUAAAGCCCCAAAGAACAGAAUGUGUAAUUUGCAUUUCCGCAAGGAGGAAGUGAAAGCAAUAGUCAUAGGAAACACUACAGAUAUUCCACCUUUCAAGCAAAUACCAAAUGGCUACUCUUACAAUAAUAGGAAGAGCCAUUUCUACAAAGACAUUUCAGGUAUUGAAAAGCUAUUUCUUAAUAAAUUGGAUUGGGAAGAGCCUUACAAUUUGGCGUUUUAUUGGCUUCCAAGUAUCAAUGAUGAUAGCAAUUUGCUAAACUUUACUAUUGAUUGUUUUUGGGCUGAUUUGGCUCCAGUUUCACGAAAUAAUGAAACGUUGAGUGCUAUCCCUGCAUACGAGGAGUUGAUCAAGUAUACGCCGAAUUAUGUCACAUGGGCCAAUAAAGACAGAGGAUUAGUUUCGGUGUCGAAAAGUAUAGCCAUAUGA
Lodderomyces oxycetoniae is the source of this 2853-nucleotide messenger RNA. RefSeq lists its product as uncharacterized. The transcript has a single exon. Gene Ontology annotation, molecular function: metalloexopeptidase activity. Gene Ontology annotation, biological process: proteolysis. Bases 1 to 2853 code for a protein of 950 amino acids. Lineage: Eukaryota; Fungi; Ascomycota; Pichiomycetes; Serinales; Debaryomycetaceae. The record is from RefSeq and is a predicted model, not a curated record.